UGUGUGCGCGCACCUUGUGCGUGUGUACGUGUGUGUGUGUGUGUUUGACGAUGCAGGAGGAUCACGGCGCUUAGCUAGCUGGGUCACUUGCUUGAAAGCUACGCGAUAGCUUAGCUAACCUCAUUCUGCGAUACAACCUCGAGACAAGUCGGGACAAGACCAGUCUCAGGGCUCACCAUACUCAAUGAGCGGACAGCGCAAUGUCAGAGCGCUCUGGGCAAACUGCAAAGGGGAAGGAAGGCAAAACCAAGUAUGCGUCUCUCAACCUGUUUGAUACAUACAAAGGAAAGAGCCUUGAAACACAAAAGCCUGUUGUUCCCCCCCGCCAUGGCCUGCAGUCUCUUGGUAAAGUUGCCUCCGCACGGCGUAUGCCACCCCCUGCCAACCUGCCCAGUCUGAAGGCAGAGAACAAAGGCAACGAUCCUAGCGUCUCGCUCGUUCCCAAAGACGGCACAGGAUGGGCAAGCAAACAGGAACAAGCAGACCCAAAGAGUACCGAUGCAUUGUCAGCACCGCAGCCGGAAUUGCAGCAGCCUGUGGCUUCACCGACACCUGCACCGACCCGCCCGAGAACCCCACCAGCUUCCGAGGUUCUGGCCGCAGCUUCAACCCAGGCCGUAGGGGCAAGGUCCUGGGCACAGGCCAGUGUUACACAUGGAACACAAGGGGAUGGUGGAAAGGCAUUAAACCUACCGUCGCCAUUCUCUCGCGAGGAAUUUCCCACUCUGCAGGCGGCUGGCGACCAGGACAAAGCUGGCAGAGAACAGGGCACUGCAGAUCAGUGGUAUGGGCCCGGACCAAACCUCCGCCCCCAGAACGUUACAAAUUGGCGGGAUGGUGGGAGCCGCGCCCUGGCGCCCACCCUGUCUGGGGAGGGGGCAGUCGAGGGUGGUACUGCUGGGGCUCUGGUGAUGGAUGGGGCAGCUGGGGUCCCCACUCCAAAUUCUCAGUCCCAUGGGCCACCUAGGAACCCUCCCGCAGGCAGCCCCGCCUUGCCCCUGCCCCAGCCCCCUGGGCCUGGGUUUCCCCAAUACCGAGGGAUCAUACCUCCCUUCAUGUAUCCUCCCUACCUGCCCUUCCCGGCCCCCUAUGGCCCUCAGGGGCCCUUCAGGUACCCAGCACCCGGGGAAGGGCCUCCUCCAAGGUUCUCACGUGGGCAGGGUGGUCAUGACAGCAGGGCUCAGGGAGGCCCUCGUGAUAUAGGGGGAGAGGUAGUGAAGCGACCACCUAUCCUAAAGCAGGAUGACCUGAAGGAGUUGGACGAGCUGGACCAUGAUAACGAUGAGGGCUGGGCAGGGGCUCAUGAGGAGAUUGAUUACUCCGCCAAGUUGAAGUUCAGUGAUGAUGAAGGAGAUGAAGAGGGAGAAGAGGAGAGAACCGAGAGCAAGAAUGACUUGCGUGAGCCGCAGAGGUCCCAGGAUGCAACCUCUCGCUCUCGAGCCUCGGACAGCAGCGGAGACAGCCGCCGCACUCCUCCCUCUAAUGCUGACAAUGGCCCUCAACCAUCCAGCAAGCCAGGACGGGCCGAGGAGGGAGGCAGCGGCUGGGGGGGCCAGGGAGCGCCAACCAACUACCAGGGGCGCAGGCCUGGAUUGGGUGGUCCCCGGGAGCAGUCCUCCCCCCCACCAGGGCCGCUCCUUGGACAAGGGCCUUACUCCUUUUACCGACAGGACCGGCCCCAAAAUCAGAGUGCCUCUCAAGGCCCGGCAAAACUUAUCCCCAGCCAGCUUCAGCCAGCACCAGGAGGCCCUUCUCCUCCUGCACAAUCGGGCCUGCUGGUCCCUGGGCCCCAGGAGAAUGAUGAGGAUGAGACUUGGCGUCAGCGCAGGAAGCAGUCCUCGACUGAGAUUUCUGCUGCUGUGGAGCGAGCUCGUCGCCGCCGUGAUGAGGAAGAACGCAGGAUGGAGGAUGAGAGGCGCGCAGCCUGCGCAGAGAAACUAAAGAGGCUGGAUGAGAAGCAGCAGCAGGGCAGCAACAUAGGAGGUGGUGGAAGCAGCUGUAAAAGCCCCAGCCUGGAUGGAAACUCUACAGCUGCCCCAGCAGGCAGCCCUAGUCCAUCUAUUUCAGCCUCUGCCUCCUCCCCCAACAUCAGCCAGCCUCCAUCUCCCUCUGUGGACCCUGAAGAGUCUCCAGUGCUGGUUGUCCAGCCGGGGUCCAGUCCUGGAGUCGGUGACCCACAGCGAGCCAGCAGCAACAAUAGUUAUGACUCCAGUGCAGAAGCCCAACAGUGUCCCCAGCCGACUGUGUCACAGCCACAGCAGCCUACGGUGGACAUACCUUUACCAGGAGAAAAUAAGGAGGAGUCGAUGGGCACUCCGCACAUUCGUGCAGGAAGUGGAAGUGAAAGAGGAGUCGACUCAGUGAAGAUUGACAACAUUGGAGGGGGAGCAGGACGUCAAGCCAGUGGUCCUCCUGGCCAGGGUUACUCAAAGUACCAGAAGUCUCUUCCACCUCGAUUUCAGAGGCAGCAACAGGAGCAGCUCCUGAAGCAGCAGCAGCAGUGGCAGCAGCAGCAGCAGCAACAACAGCAGCAACAGCAACAACAACAACAACAACAGCAGCAGCAGCAGCAACAACAACAACAACAACAACAACAGCAGCAGCAGCACAGCCAGGCUUCACAAAGCCAGCUGUCCCCCCAGCCUCCACAGGGUCCUUCACCAGGUUCAACACCCCAGCCGGGGCCUGGACCAAAGCAGGGUGGACCCAUGUAUCAACCCAGCAAUAUGGUCCGACCCCCACCACUGCCAAUGAAUUUCGACCCUCGCUGGAUGAUGAUGCCCUAUAUGGACCCCCGCAUGAUGCAGGGCCGUCCUCCACCUAUGGACUACUAUUCAGCAGGCAUGCACCCAUCAGGGCUUAUUGGGCGUGAGCGGUCUGAUUCGGGAGGAUCUGGUUCAGACCCCUUUGACAGACAGCAACAGCACCCAGGGCACCCUCACCGUGGGACCCCCCCUAUGGAUCCUAAGCUGGGCUGGGGGCAGGAGGUAUUCCCUGGCGGAGGGGAAGGCCGUGGGCUAACAUCACCCCUCAGGCAGAAACAGGCUUUGGAGGAUGAUGAUGUGGCCAAAGGGCCCAGGAGUGACACUCCUCCACACCGCAUGCGGGAGGGUGGAUUGGGACCCAUCCAGCAGCCCACCUCCACCUCUGGGACAUCCAAUCAGACACCACCUCCAGUUGGAACUCAAGUUGGGGCCCAGGGAGGCGGCCACCCUCAUCACUACAUGAGUGGACGUGGCAACUUCAGCAACUUCCCUGACCAGGGUGCAAGGAUGCAUCCCCACCACCAGCAGCAGCAGCAGCAGCAGCAGCAGAGGGGGGAGAGGGGAAAUCAGCCGCAUGGCUACACUCACCAGGAAGAAGGGCCUUCACGAGGGUCUCAGCAGGGACAAAUAUGGGCAACCCCACACCCUCACUACGAUCGCAAUGGUCGUGGCGAACACCCGCCGGUUGAGAGCAACUCUCAUCUCCACCACCAUCACGGCCACCACCCUCAGCAGCCUCACUUUUCUCUCCACCCCCACAAGCAAGAGAACAGCCGAGACAGAGUUGUUGAGGCCCCUGCUAAGAAGACAGACUCUUCUCCCCCGAUUCACCAACCUUCACUCUCAUCCUCCUGCUCUUCCUCCUCCUCCUCUUCUGCCAGGGAAGAUGGCAAUGUCAAAGUUGCCCUGCAUCAUCACCCAUCCCAAAGAGAGAGUGAAGCUGGUGUCGGGCACAGUCAUGGUGAAAGAGGUGGCAGUGCUAGCAGUAGCAGCCAUGCAAAACAGGAGAAAACUGGGCCGACAUAUGCUCCCCAUUCCACCUCUAGCCCACCUCCCUCUCAACAUGGCAGUCAGCCUCAGCAGCAGCAGCAGCAGCAGCAGCAGCAGCAGCACCACCACCCUCAUCCUCAUCCUCAUCCUAAAUCAAACCAAAGAGGGGGGCGGGAGCACAAGACCGAGACCCAGUGGGGCCCACGGCCUAGCAGCAGCAAUACAGGUGGGGGGCCCUCUCAUGGUAGGAGGGCCAAUGCAGGAGGUGGGAACAACUCUCGUGGAGGGGAGGACUCCUCAAACACUCCAUCGGACCACAAACCCUCCCACCAGACGGGAGGCAGCAAUGCCAACAGGAGGGCUGGCCCAAUUAAGAAACCAGUGCUUAAGGAAAUUAAGAGAGAUGGAGGGGAAGCUGAUGGAGGAGAAAAAACAAGCUUUGGGAAAGAGAAAGAUGGGGGCCAAUCCAUCUCUAUGAAGCAGGAAAACUCCUCCACCUCCCAGAACACAUCAGCUCCAUCUAAAGAUGAACCAGCCCAGUCAGCCAAACCCAGGAAUGCUGGAAAAGAACGAUCCACAGGAGGUGGCGGGAGAGGUCCCAAAGAUGUAGACACUACUUCAGGAUUUUCAGGGUCCUCCUCCAGAAGGGACCGGGACCGGGACCGCUCCUUUGAGAGAGGAGGGGGGCCCUCCCACCACCAUGGAGUCCCUGUCAAAGGCAGCAGAGCCAGUCGUGGACGAGGGGGAGAGUUCUAUGGGCGUGGGCGUGGUUAUCGCGGUACCUACACGGCUGCUGCUGGCCCCACUGGUGGCAGUCGGGGCAGAAUGGGUGGCAGGAGCGGCAGAGACUACCGCCCAUCUGUUGGCGGUGGACACCAACAUGAGUCCAAGGCCGAGGGGGGUAGUGGCAGACAUGGUCAGGAUCGGUCCCAGCAUAACCCAGCCAGGGCAAGGAACCGUAGUGAAACCCGCAGUGAGGGUUCAGAGUAUGAGGAAAUUCCUAAGAGAAGGAGGGAGAGGGGUUCAGAGACUGGCAGUGAGAGUGGUGCAAGUGACAUUGGUCACUCAGACAAGGAAGACCACCAGAAACCCAACACCAAGAAUGGCUCUGAUAAUGCCAAUGCCACUGGCAGCAGCAACAUGUCAGCUGCACCUUCUCGUGGUUCCCAGGGCCGUGUCUUCACUCCCAGGGGUGUACCCUCUAGAAGGGGCAGGGGUGGAGGUAAUGGAGGAGGAAAUGUCUACAGAAGUGGUGGCAAUGUUGGAGGACAACCCGGGGGACACCGGGUUGGACCCAGCUCAGCAUCUCACGGUGGCAACUCCAAGUCAUCAGCCUCAGCUCGAAAGCAACAAGGCCCGCCACAAACCUCUGGGCCCAAAGACUUUGGCAGGGGAGGAAAUGGAGGAGAGAAGAAGGACAAGAUAGCUGAUGCAAGUCAAACUCAAAGUCAGGGCUCCAAUCCCCCUCAGCCAUCUUUGCCCGCUGCAGCUCCUGUCUCUUUAUCUUCCACUGAAAAUGGAGGAGUUGUGACCCAACAAGCUUCAACCAACCCAACGCCAAACUCUGGAGGGCCAAAUGCACUCCCUAUUCCCACUAACCGUGGGUUCCCUCCCAGUGGGUUUGAGCGACCUAGACGUCGCCGUCACGGGCGAUCCCAGCAUCAGCAGGAUAAGCCCCCCCGCUUCCGAAAACUGAAGGAGCAAGAGAAUGCCGCACGAAUUAACGGAGGAGUUGGGGUCAUCGGGGGAGGAAGGCCCUCCUCUCCAGCCCUGAAUUCGGUUCAGGAAAGUAACGGAGCCCCAAUCUCUGCUCCUGUGACGGGCAACGCCCAAAACCUCAACACCACACCAGCCAACAAUAACAGUGGGGGUGGGCAUCUUAACAAUGCAAAUAGUCACCACCAUCACCACUACAACCAGGGAAAUGCUGGGCAGACCCACACCCAGCACCACCACAGCCAUGGAGCAAAGUCCCCUGACUUCAACAACCAGAACUCUGACCAGGCCAACGAGGAGUGGGAGACCGCCUCCGAGAGCAGCGACUUCACAGAGUUCAGAGACAGGGAUGGGGGGGGAGGAAAGUCCUAUUCUUCUCACCAUCCCCACCACUUGGGAAGGGGUGGUGGGGGAGGAGGAGGAGGCGGGGUAGGAGGAGGAGGAGGAGGAGGAGGAGGUGGUGGAGGUGGUGGUGGCGGUGUGGUCGACCGUGACAUGACAGGAAAGGAGCCCUCGGCUAAUAAAAGAAGCUUCUCAAGCCAGCGUCCUGGCAUGGAACGACAGAACCGGAGGGUCAACCCUGGAGGGGGAGGGGGAGGAAGAGGCCCACGAGGGCCGCCUGGUGGUGGCUCUGGCGGGCCUGGUAAUGGAGGUGGCAACCGCGGGGAUCGGCGUGGCAACUGGCCCUCCCCGAAAAAUAGGAAGUGAUGAAAAAUGUCAAAACAUUUCAGAUGAACCCCACCCACAUUAAAAUCACCCUCUUACAUCCAAUCCCUUUUUGAUAAUUACUUCAUGGCUUAUCUGUUGGCAUCCCUAUGCAUAUUAGUGCAUUGUACAGUAUAUGGAGAUGGUAUUCAAAUUCACUUUAGCCCACCCCCCCACCCCGGCCAUGUCUUUCCCUUUGCAUCAAUUUACUAUCUAUCCGUUAUUGUACAUUUUUCCGUUUGUUCCAUCUUGCUCUCCAUUCAAUUGUGCCCCUCACUCCCUUCCUCCCGCUUUCAAUAAUCUCCCCCCAGUUGGAUUUGACAAGCAUGUGGUUCUGUAAAUGAGAGGUGCACGUUGUUUUGUCAGAAGACAUUCACACAAAGCUACACACACACACACACACACACACACACACACACACACACAUAUAUAUAUAUAUAUAUAUAUAUAUAUAUAUAUAUAUAUAUAUAUAUACAUACAUACAUACACACACAAGCACAAAUAUGACGAAACACAUGCAGACAUGUGGGUGCAAAAUGAAAACAUUUAAAUUGGCAAAAUGUUUGGAUUGGGCAAAUUUUUAUAUUUAUGUACCUCUGUAUAUUUCUACCACACUUUGGCCUUGGGUGGUAUUAGGUAGUGCAGUUCUGCAUUACUUCCCUCACAAAGGGAAAGAGUGCAGCGCCAUCUUUUAACAAGAACAAUGUACCAUAACAUGUUUUGUUUUCUCUUUUGUGUCUUUUUUUUUUUUCUUUUUUGGCCUUGUGUCAAGUUGAGUUUCAGCCUCUAUGAAAUGUUAGGGGUGCGUGGGUUUUUUUCUUCUAAAAAGCAGGUCAUUCAAAUACCUUUUUUUUUCUUUUUUUUAAAAUCUAAAUUCCCCAAUUCCUCCUUUUACUGACUUUUUGGUCUCCUACAAACUAUUUCUCUGAUUUCUGUGAGUGAUAGGACCAAUUGAAGUACUACUGCUCAGUGCUCCACAUUGUUGACCUGCUCUGACAUUUCAUUAACUAUUGGUUGGUCCUUUUUAGAAAAUAAAGGCUUUUUCUGCCUCAUUGUAGCAUCGUCCUUACCCUGCAGGAGUUCUGCAUAACUCAGUGUCCCCAAGUUUUAUUCUGUCAUUCGUGAGCUUUGUUUACCCUAUGAAGACUGUAAUUGCUAGCUUAAUGGCUUUAUUUUAACAUCCAUUAUUUCCUCAGUGACUCCCAUUUUAAUGGGAACACUUGUUUUCUUUUUUUUUCUCUCAGUGGAUGAAAUACCUAUCAAUCUUGUAAGAAGGGGAAAAAAUGUUAAAUGAACAUGUAGGUCAUGAUAGAAUAAAGAAAAGUUUGACUUUCAUAAAAAUUGUUUAUGCUUCAAUAGGUAUUUCAAUAUGUUCUAAUAAGCACUCCUUGUAGUAUAACAAAAACCCACGUUUGCUGUUUCUUUCUUCCUUUUUGGUUAUAUAUAUUUUUUUUGUUGUGCAAGUUACAUGUAAUGCAACAGGACAGGUACUCUGUCUGGGCCCAGAGUACAGAGCCAGCCCGAGUAUUGUACUAUUAUACCCCACCCCGCUGUGCUCUUGUGGAGACUCCUCCCUCCAAGAAAGAACUACUACCAAGAGCUCCUUGUCUGAGGCAGUAUUUUAUAUAAAAAAGCGUCUUCUCGGAUUGGCGGUUUCAGUCCAUGGUGGCAACCCGAAGCCCAAACUAAUUUAAUUCAGGACAAUGCUGACAUGGUGUCCAGCGAGUCUCCUUGCAGUUGACAUGGUUUCCAAGAUUUUACUUGCAACAAAUAAUGCCGACCUGGAGUGUUGAGAAAAUAUCGAAUUGAGGUUAGGAUUACACUUACAUAGUUUGUAUCAUACAUAAAAGAGAUAAAAUGGCACACGGAGACACCCACGGUGAACUAAAAAGUGAUUUAUACACCUGCAUCAAUUCUUUCACUGCUGUAAGUUGGGGUUUGUGUUUGUAUACUGAAUACAGUUUGAAGAUCGUCUCUGGGAUGUUGUGAGUAGGGCAUUUGAUUUGUAUGUGUGUGUGUGUGUGCGUGCGAUGUGUGUGUUUUCUGGUGUUUGUGAAUAACUCGGGAAAGGGGGUGGGGGACCAGAGGGGUUAACAUGAAUGGCGAGCACUUUCUGCCUUUCUUGCCCACACUUUAACCGAUAUCAUUAAGACAAUUCUACUGUUUCCUAAAUACAUCUACAUUCAUACAUUCAGCUGUGUGUAUAUGUUCAUCAUACAAAUGAAUUACUCUCAGUGGACAACCUCUUCAGUUUUUUUUCCUUUGUGUGUAAUUUAAUCAUACAUUCUUCUGCAGGCAAGUGAAGUUGGACAUAUUUUUAUUUUUCUCACUUCUAAGCAUGAACACACACCCAUGGGUGCAGCUUGCCAUGCCUGUUACUGGUUUAUACAUUGAUAACAGAACACUUAACACUGGCUCAAAGAGUCCUUCAUCCCUCCUUAACGCUUAAUGUUGAUGUGCGCAUUAUUUUAUGUACCCAUGUUAAAAGAAACGCAAAAGUAGUGAAUUCCAGGAGAGAGAAAAAUACUCAAAGAUUGUACUGUGUUUUCAGCAUUACCGAGGUACCUGGAGUGAUUCAAACAUUUUUUUGUUUUUUUGUACCAUUUAUGGUUUUAUUAAUGGAACCGUAAUAUACACACAUGUAUGUAUAUUGGUAUGUAUCUAAGUUUUGUCUACCCCAACUUACAUUCCCACAAACAAAUGUUGCCAUUUUUAGUUCAAGGGAGCAAUGUACAAGCAGAGAAGUGUCUUAUUAUAAUAAAGUUAUACAGAGAAGGCAAAGUUAAAUAAACUACUUUUGAUUUAAUGGAAAA
Molecule: messenger RNA, 8989 nt
Organism: Cyclopterus lumpus (lumpfish)
Lineage: Eukaryota; Metazoa; Chordata; Actinopteri; Perciformes; Cyclopteridae
Gene: prrc2a
Product: proline-rich coiled-coil 2A
Exons: 17
Coding region: 201-6179 (1992 amino acids)
Biological process (GO): cell differentiation
Source: RefSeq, a predicted model, not a curated record